This is a messenger RNA of Penicillium verhagenii, 1200 nucleotides long. Its product is annotated as methionyl-tRNA formyltransferase. Lineage: Eukaryota; Fungi; Ascomycota; Eurotiomycetes; Eurotiales; Aspergillaceae. Gene Ontology annotation, molecular function: methionyl-tRNA formyltransferase activity. Gene Ontology annotation, biological process: conversion of methionyl-tRNA to N-formyl-methionyl-tRNA; biosynthetic process. The transcript has 4 exons. The record is from RefSeq and is a predicted model, not a curated record. Bases 1 to 1200 code for a protein of 399 amino acids. Gene Ontology annotation, cellular component: mitochondrion.
AUGUGGAUCGUGCGGGGACCAAGUGCUUUUGCUUCUUGCAGAAACAUCUAUGCUUCUCAACGCCCGAAUUGUCGAUUUCUCGCCACUCGGUCAUAUGAGCCUCUCCGGAUCCUCUUCUGUGGCUCCGACGAAUUUAGUAUCGCUUCCUUGAAAGCUCUCCAUGCCUACCAUCUGAAGCAACCAAGUCGAAUUGCCUCGAUAGAUGUUGUUUGUCGGCCCGGAAAACGGGUUGGUAGAGGCCUUAAGAAGAUUCGCGAAGUCCCUAUCAAGGAGGUAGCAUCGGCUCUCUCGCUACCAAUUCAUGAAAUUGAUACCUUUACAGGAUGGACUCCCCCGGUCACAUCUAAUGGACCCGUCAACCUGAUCAUUGCCGUUUCCUUCGGGCUUUUUGUGCCUCCACGUAUCCUGAAUGCUGCCAGCUAUGGAGGGUUGAACGUGCACCCUUCUUUACUUCCAGACUUCCGUGGCCCAGCGCCGUUGCACCAUACUCUUUUAGCUGGUCGAAGCACCACCGGAGUAACUUUGCAAACGUUACAUCACAAGAACUUCGAUCAUGGCACAAUUCUCUCUCAGACUCCAUCGCCUGGGUUUGAAAUCCCCAGCUCCGGUUCUUGCACUGUCCCCGAGUUGGUGGGUCUAGUUGCACCCCAGGGAGCUGAAAUACUGGUGAAUGGCAUUGAAAACGGCCUGUUCGUGCCGCCAGUUGAAAACGCCGGAUGGCGUGCCUCUGAGGGCACCGAUGAUCUCAUCCAUGCUGGUAAAAUCAAGCCAGAGGACCGACACAUUGAUUGGACGAAUUGGUCACUUCUUGAUAUCAACCGACGCAACACAGUUCUUGAGUCUUUGUGGAGCAAAGCACUUAUUCCUGUCAGCUCCACAGAUGGACCUGUAACUUUCACCCACAAGCGUGUGAUCUUGACUGAGAUUGAAGAAGUCGAACCGCCCAAGGGAAGCGAUUCUUUCUCGGUCGUUCCAGGGCUGCCAUUUGCAAAUGCUGCCCAUCCCGUCGAACCGAAGAAGGGAAGAGCCCUGUAUGUCUUUGCCAAAGAUGGGAAGCUCCUACGCAUCAACAAGAUGAAAGUAGAGGGAGAGCCGUCAGCUGAUGGGCUUCGUGCUGCGAUUAAGGCGCGCAUGUUUGGUGAUCAGUCAUUCCAAUCGGGAGGCAUGGACUUUACUCCUUUCCGCAAUCCUCUUUCCUGA